CAUAGUAACAAGAAGAUCUUAUAACAAGAGGCUUCCCUUUCAAAGAGAAAAUCAACACCUUCUUGAGCGAAAUGGAUGACUUGAAUGUAUUUGCGAAUGAAGACAAUCAAGUGAAUGGUGUGAAGCCCACACCUCCACCGCAAGUAUGUGCAAGGUGUGAUUCUGAUAACACCAAGUUUUGUUAUUACAACAACUACAGUUUGCUUCAACCGCGCUACUUCUGCAAGAACUGUCGUAGAUACUGGACUCAUGGUGGGACUUUAAGGAACGUACCAAUUGGUGGAAAAAACAAUGAUUUUGUUGGAUCUUUUGGUGCUUCAUCUUCUGCUGCUGCUGUUGGGAACCGUUUCGGUUCUUUGUCUGAUAUUCAUGGUGGUAUGGUAACAAAUGUGCACCCAACUCGAACUUUCCGACCAAAUCAUCGCUUAGCUUACCCUGAUGGAUCAUUUGAGCAAGAUUAUUACGACGUCGGAUCCGAUAAUCUUAUGGUCAACCAACAAGUUGGUGGAUAUGUUGAUAAUCUCAACGGUUAUUACAUGAAUCAAGUGGAGCAACUACCAUUGGAACCAGAGCUUCAACAACACUAUGAACAUGAAUCACAAUAACGCCAGCACUAGUGGAAGUAGCAUUGUAUCUGACAUGAACGUGAACAACGAUAACAACAAGUACAGAUACCUCAACUCUGUGAUUAUGCAUCCUUGUCACUUGGAGAAGGAUGGUCCUUGAAUCUUAACCGUAUUACCUGUUUUUCUUUUUCUAAUAAAAUAAGUCAAUGUGU
Messenger RNA from Arabidopsis arenosa, 778 nucleotides. Lineage: Eukaryota; Viridiplantae; Streptophyta; Magnoliopsida; Brassicales; Brassicaceae. The record is from the annotation of a GenBank genome assembly.